AUGGAUACGAUGCGCGAGGAUCUUGUCAAGGCCGUCCCGGCCCUUGGGCAUUACCCCCAAGAACCGAUCAGCACUGGUACCACUCUCAUCGCCAUGGAAUACGAGGGCGGCGUUGUCGUGGGCACGGAUUCACGUACUUCCGCAGGCUCUUUCAUCUCGUCGCGCGUCACCAACAAAAUCACCCCUGUGACUGAUCACUUGGUUGUCUGCCGUUCUGGAAAUGCGGCCGAUACGCAGACGAUUGCCGAUAUCGUCAAGUAUCACCUGGAAGUCUAUAGCAUGCUGGAGAACGACAAGAUCUCCAUCUACCGUGCCACGCAGAUCUUCCGUCAGUUCCUGUACAGCUACCGCGACCAGUUGAGCGCAUCGGUGUUGGUGGCUGGUUGGGAUGAGAAGCUCGGAGGCCAGCUCUAUGCUUUGCCCAUUGGCGGCUUCGUCACACGUCAAAAGUCCACAGCUUCUGGAUCCGGGUCAACAUUUGUCAGCGGAUACCUUGACCGCAUGUGGAAGCCGAACAUGACCAAGGAGGAGUGCAUCAAAGUGGUGAAGGAGGCUGUCGGACUCGCCACGUUCCGUGAUGGUUCUUCCGGUGGUGUCAUUCGUAUUGGUGUUGUCGACAAGGACGGGACCAACAUCACGUUGUAUCGCCCGGACGGAGCCGAUUUCCCGAAGAUCCGUCCCCCGGCCGCCUAUCCCAGCUGGCCCGCUCACGUCGAGGCCAAGAACAAUGCA
Messenger RNA from Mesorhabditis spiculigera, 732 nucleotides. The record is from the annotation of a GenBank genome assembly. Lineage: Eukaryota; Metazoa; Nematoda; Chromadorea; Rhabditida; Rhabditidae.